GGUCUUCAAAUGGGAUACAACUGGCAGCAUCUCAGCUUCGCAGCUCACUGGUCGUCGCCCACGCAAGCCACACUCGUCUGCUUCGACCUCCCUCUAGAUACCGAACACGCGAUCCAUAUGUCUCUCGAAUCCCAACCCUUAGAUGCCGUCUACUCUCAUCCGUACGGCAUACAUGCUUUCAUCCUCGACCACGUCACGACCCUUUACGACACCGCAAUAUGGAAACUCCGUGAUACCGUCCGUCAUAAUGAACUGCACCGUCCGACGGUGGCUCAACCAUCGGCGAAUUACACCUCACUUCACGAUAUGGCGCGCCACAUGGCCCAUUCGACCGAAGUCUGCGGCGUCGCGCUCGGUGUGGUGGACAGCAUGCUGUCAGAUUUACAAUCCCUCCCGACGACGAUCUCAUCAUCCACUCCCGCAAACACAGCUUCCUCCAUCCUUGCCGACAUGCUUCGCCAGCGCUCCCUCCUAUACGGUUUCCACCUUCGCUGCCAAGCGACGGAAGCUCGACUGAAGAAUGAAAUCGCCCUCGUC
This is a messenger RNA of Zymoseptoria tritici IPO323, 537 nucleotides long. RefSeq lists its product as uncharacterized. The transcript has a single exon. The record is from RefSeq and is a predicted model, not a curated record. NCBI's taxonomy places the organism in Eukaryota, Fungi, Ascomycota, Dothideomycetes, Mycosphaerellales, Mycosphaerellaceae. The annotation marks the transcript as partial.